This is a messenger RNA of Suillus bovinus, 651 nucleotides long. RefSeq lists its product as uncharacterized. Bases 1 to 651 code for a protein of 216 amino acids. NCBI's taxonomy places the organism in Eukaryota, Fungi, Basidiomycota, Agaricomycetes, Boletales, Suillaceae. The transcript has 2 exons. The record is from RefSeq and is a predicted model, not a curated record.
AUGUCUCAGCCAGCUUCACAGUGUAUGGGAACCUGUCCUAAAAAUGCAACUCAGCAUCCAGGACGCAUCGUGCUCGAGGCCGAAGGUCAUGCAAAGAGACGUACCAAAGCUCAAAUGAUGGCUGACCAACAGCGCAAACUGGAGGCAAACCAGGCGAGUGAACAAGCUAUACAAAAAGGGCAUCAGCAUAUAGCAACUCUCCAGGAACAGAUGGCAACGGACCAAGCUGCUGCACGUGUUGAUGCACUGAAGCCUAAAUGUCCCCAUGCUCGCCCAAUAGCAAAGGCUGCAAAGCCCUCGGCGACCUCUGAACAGAAAUGGCGCAACAGCAUCAGCACCACUGCCCUCGUUGUAUUUGCAACAUUCCUACGCUCACAGCCUGAUCUCGAGACUGACGAAGACUACCAGCAAUUUUCUGCGUGCCUACUUAUCAAGAGCACAUUCUUGUAUGGGACAAUUAAGGAGGAUGGUAGUAAGCACAUGGAACCAUUUCAAUCUGACCUUAUCAUGCAGGUGCUUGCGCAACAUCACUGUGCUAUUUCUGGUGCUCUCACCAUUGUGCCAGGAUUCACUACAUUGCGACACGCGAAGGGGGCACUUGCCCUUGCCACUUCGGCGGCAGAUAUCUCCACCAUAUCUUUACACAGUUGA